UUGGUCAUGGUGGUCACUGAAAGCCUCUUUCUUUCCAGCCUGUGCCUUUGCUGGUCUCUGGAACUGUGUCACCAUCAACCCCCUGAACAUCGCGGCUGGCGUGUGGAUGAUGCUCAACGCCUUCGUCCUGUUCCUGUGUGAGGCCCCUUUCUGCUGCCAGUUCAUCGAGUUUGCCAACAGCGUGUCCGCCAGGGCCGACAAGCUGCGGGCCUGGCAGAAAGCAGCUUUCUACUGCGGGAUGGCUGUGUUCCCUGUCAUGCUCAGCCUGACGCUGACCACGCUCUUCGGCAACGCCAUCGCUUUCGCCACCGGGGUGCUCUAUGGUCUGUCGGCCCUUGGAAAGAAGGGAGAUGCCAUUUCCUACGCCCGCAUCUACGAGCAGCAGAAGCAGAUGGAUGAAGAGAAGCUGACGGGGACCCUGGAGGGACAGGCUCUCUGAAGGACACAAGCUUGGGGUAGCAUCUCCUGGACACGGAGACGGUGAAGACGUGGAAAUCCACCCUGCCCUUCCUUCUGUCCUCUCACUCCUUGCUACACCACGAUUUC
Cyanistes caeruleus (blue tit) is the source of this 546-nucleotide messenger RNA. NCBI's taxonomy places the organism in Eukaryota, Metazoa, Chordata, Aves, Passeriformes, Paridae. The record is from RefSeq and is a predicted model, not a curated record.